Ceratosolen solmsi marchali is the source of this 491-nucleotide messenger RNA. RefSeq lists its product as uncharacterized. Lineage: Eukaryota; Metazoa; Arthropoda; Insecta; Hymenoptera; Agaonidae. The transcript is spliced from 3 exons. The record is from RefSeq and is a predicted model, not a curated record. Bases 39 to 491 code for a protein of 150 amino acids.
UUUUUAUAGUACCAUUUAUUUGUAGGUACCUAAAUAAUAUGGAAAAUUUGAGAAUAAAAGACAUUGAAAGGAUUUUAUUAACGUUAUAUCAGUUCAAUUAUGAUUCCAAAGUAACUCCUUUUUAUUCUCACGCAGCUGAAGAAUUAGUAAAGCCUUCCAGAAAAGAAGAACAACAAAUGUUUCCAAAAUCACUUAUUUAUUGCGCUCAAUAUUUAUUACAAGCAAAUUUUUGUUUUAAAAAAAUAUUGGAAAUAAUUAUGAAUCCAGCAUUUAUAAAACUUACAUCGGCUAACGAGAUAUGCAAUGCAUACAUUUAUAUUCAUAAUUGUUUGGAAUUAGAUCAUCCUGAAAUUAAAGAUCAAUUCAAAUUAGACAAUUCUGUAUUAACUACAUUUUAUACGAUAGCUGAACAGUGGAAUAAAAAUUUAAAAGGCCAUUCGAGUAAACGUCAACAGUUUGCAGCCGAUGUCAUUUACAAUUUUAAGGUAUAA